Molecule: messenger RNA, 1885 nt
Organism: Aspergillus homomorphus CBS 101889
Lineage: Eukaryota; Fungi; Ascomycota; Eurotiomycetes; Eurotiales; Aspergillaceae
Product: putative acetate kinase
Exons: 6
Coding region: 202-1467 (421 amino acids)
Biological process (GO): acetate metabolic process; phosphorylation
Molecular function (GO): acetate kinase activity
Source: RefSeq, a predicted model, not a curated record
GAACUGCCCACCGGUAAAACCAUCCAUGCAGCAAACCCAUUCGGUUAUGCAACUCCGAGACCCCGACUCGUAGAAGUAAUCACAUAUAUAGGGUCUAGCCAGCAAUUCAUCGAGUUCUUCCUCCACUAUUUAGAUCCUGUUGCAUACUGUACACAUUGAGUCUCCUCUUCCCACAUUACCCCUCCCCUCCUCCUAUUCACAAUGCCCCGCAAAUCCAUCCUAUCCGUCAACGCCGGCUCGUCCUCGGUCAAACUCACCUUCUACACCUUCGAACAGUCGCCCAAGGUGAUUGCGACCGCGCAGGUCUCCGGUAUCACUGCCCCACCAGCCAAACUGAAGUACACCUGCGGCGCGAAGAACCACAGCGAAGAGAUCAAGGAAAGCGUCGGGACCCCGCAGGACGCCUUCAAGUUUCUCCUCGGCCGCUGCGUCUCCGACCCGGAACUGUCGGAAGUCGGCAGCAGCGACGAUCUGGCCUACAUCUGCCACCGCGUCGUCCACGGCGGCGACUACGACUCCUCCGUCGUGAUCACCGACGAGACCUACCAUCAUCUGGAGAAGUUGGAGGACCUGGCACCAUUACACAACUUCUCGGCCUUGGAAAUUAUCCGCCAUUGCCGGACGGAAAUCCCAAAUGUGAAGAGCAUCACCUUCUUCGAUUCGGCGUUCCAUCAGACCAUCCCCGAGCAUGUGCGCACGUAUCCGAUUGACCAGGAGAUUGCCAAAUCCAAGGGGCUGCGGAAAUACGGCUUCCAUGGCAUCAGUUAUUCGUAUAUCCUGCGGUCGGUGGCGGAGUUCCUCGGCAAGCCCGCAGAGCAGACCAGCGUGAUCGCGAUGCACGUCGGCAGUGGGGCUUCGAUGUGUGCGAUCAAGGAUGGAAAAUCGGUCGAUACCACGAUGGGCCUGACCCCCUUGGCUGGAUUGCCGGGUGCGACGAGAAGCGGCGAUAUCGACCCAUCACUUGUGUUCCACUAUACCAGUGAAGCAGGCAAACUGAGCCCGGCCAGCACCAAAGAAAUGCACAUCAGUACGGCCGAAGAGAUCCUCAACAAGAAGUCCGGGUGGAAGGCCCUGACGGGAACCACAGACUUCUCGCAGAUCGCUGUCGAGAACCCCCCGACCGCCAGCCACAAACUCGCCUUCGACAUCAUCGUCGACCGCAUUGUCGGCUACAUUGGCAACUACUACCUGAAACUGGGCGGCCAGGUGGACGCGCUCGUGUUCGCGGGCGGCAUUGGGGAGAAGAGCGCGUUGCUGCGGAAGGCCGUGGUCGAGCGAUGUCAAUGUCUAGGCUUUGCCGUCGACGAGGAAUCCAACGACAAAGGUCCGAGCGAGGACCAGACGGUGGUGGAUGUCUCCAGAGAUGGCGGUUCCAAGGGACCACGGGUGUUGAUUUGCCAGACCGACGAACAGUACGAGAUGGCACACGGCUGCGUUGAGAAGUAUGGCACGGGUUCCGGCUUGUGAUCCGACCCAUCUUCACGGGAAGAUAGGUGAAGGGGUUGGACAUGAGGCAAACGAACCGUGACGACCUGUAAUGCUUAGAUGUUUCAGUUGGAAUGAGAAGCAAGAUCAAUCGGGGGAGCCUCCCCCUGAUUCAGCUAUGAGCAAUGCCUCUCUCUAGACUAUAUUCAACGAACUCAGCUGGGAGGGACCCGGUUAAGACACUCAUCUCCCGGAAACUAGACAAGCCAGCCCAGGUCUCGGAUCGAGGAGAAACACGAACACACACCCCUUCCAGGCCUGGUAUACAGAAGCGAAGCGCAACGUGUGUGAAUGAUAAGAUGCCAGAGACAAAGCAGAGACAAGUAAUCCCAAGUACUUACUGUAUGUAGUGAUGUGUUAAGUUAGUAGGAGCAAAGCAAGCGAUGAGUGCGCACAGUCC